AUGACAACCCAAACUCCACACCUUGUCUCUAUCAACAAGCUCACCGGCACCCGCGUUCUCGUCAUCGGCGGUACCUCCGGCCUCGGGUUCGCGGUCGCCCGCGCCGCCCUCGAACACGGCGCCAGCGUCCUUGUCGCCAGCUCCCGGCCCGAAAAAGUCCAGUCCGCCGUCUCCCGCCUCCGCACUCUCUACCCCGAUGAGCAAUUCACGACCAGAAUAGCCGGCACCACCGUCGACCUGGGGGAUGAGUCCACCUUGGAGUCGAACAUCUUGACCUUGCUAGACAAAGCAACACAACCCGAUCUCUUCCCGACUAACCUCUCGCCCAACAACGCAGACACACCCGGCAAAAGCGAAAAGGUCCUCCUAGACCAUAUCGUCUUCACCGCCGGCGACGCCCUCCAAAUCCGCCCGCCGACUGACCCAGCCCUCGACCCCGCGUACAUCCGCGCCCUCACCACCGUGCGGCUCCUGGGCGGCCUGAUACUUGCGAAGCACGUCCCGACGUACAUGGUGCAAUCGGCGCGGUCUUCGCUGACGUUGACGAGCGGGGCGGUGGCGAUGCGGCCGCCACCGGGGUACAGUGUGGGAGCUAUGCUGGGGAAUGCGAUCAAUGGGCUGGGGCGGGGGUUAGCGGUCGAUCUUGCGCCGGUGAGGGUGAAUGUUGUUGCGCCGGGGGCGGUGCGGACGGAGAUGUUCGAUGGGUUGCCUGAGGAGGUGAUUGAGAGGUUGAAGGGGAGGACGUUGACGGGGGAACUGGGGAGGCCAGAGGAUGUGGCCGAGGGGUAUUUGGGGGUUAUGAAGGAUGGGUUUGUGACGGGGACGGUCGUACAGUCCGAUGGGGGGAUGAGCAUCAAGACUUGA
Aspergillus fumigatus Af293 is the source of this 864-nucleotide messenger RNA. RefSeq names its product oxidoreductase, short chain dehydrogenase/reductase family. The transcript has a single exon. The record is from RefSeq and is a predicted model, not a curated record. Lineage: Eukaryota; Fungi; Ascomycota; Eurotiomycetes; Eurotiales; Aspergillaceae. Bases 1 to 864 code for a protein of 287 amino acids. Gene Ontology annotation, molecular function: oxidoreductase activity.